AUGGGGCAACAUGUAGGGCCCAAGAAAGAGAGCAUACGGGGUAGCAGAGAGACUAGAGGAACUGUUGAAGAUCGACGUGAUGUCCAGCACACACCUCAGAGCUUUUCCGAAUUGCGUCACCGUGGAAGUCGUCGUGAUUCCCCGAAAGGCCUUCACGUCUCCUCCGGGCACCGGGGCCUGCGGACGCUUCCGGGCUUUGGCCGCACUUUCGCGAGGAGCCCUGGGCUCCUUCCUAGCGGCUGCCCAAGAGCCCCUCCCCCAGCCCCCAUCCUCCCGGAUACAGGGCGCCUCCUCCUCGGCCUCCGCGCCCGACUCCCAGGGAGUCAAGCUUGGGUGAGCGGCAGGAGCGCACGGCGGGCGCGGGCGCGGGGCGCGCCGCACUCCGGAGCCGCCCGGACCGCCCUCCCCCACCCCCCUUCACCGGCCCAGGAGGGCGGGGGCCGGAGCGGCGCGGGGCGGGCAGAGCCGCCUGGCCCCUCCCCUCCGCCGCCCUCCCCAAAGUUGCCGACUCCCCUGGGGCCGGACGGUCUUAUGAUCCGGCGGAUCCUCCUGGGGAGGCCGGGCCGGGGAGCGGGUUCGGGCGCCGAGCGGCGGGGCCAGCAGGCGGGCGCGGCGAGCCGGGCCAGGGCGGGGAGCGGGGCAGAGAUCGAAGCGGCGGCGGCUGCGCCCCGGGCCCGCCGCACCUUCUCCUCCGGUCAGGGGAACCGCUGCAUGGGGCCGGGAGGGCGGCCCUGCUGCGCCGAGCGGCGGCGACGGCGGACCCCCCAAGCGGGCUGGGGCUGA
Mus musculus (house mouse) is the source of this 783-nucleotide messenger RNA. RefSeq names its product predicted gene, 57642. NCBI's taxonomy places the organism in Eukaryota, Metazoa, Chordata, Mammalia, Rodentia, Muridae. The transcript is spliced from 3 exons. The record is from RefSeq and is a predicted model, not a curated record. Bases 1 to 783 code for a protein of 260 amino acids.